Vitrella brassicaformis is the source of this 652-nucleotide messenger RNA. The record is from the annotation of a GenBank genome assembly. NCBI's taxonomy places the organism in Eukaryota, Vitrellaceae.
CGUAUAUAUGUGUGUUUCUGUUGUGUCCCAGAAAGAAAGAGAUGGCUCCAAGUCCGUCGGCUGUGUGUAAGUGUGAGUGUGAGCGUAUACAUAGCUCCGACACUCCACACACUCCCCAACACACACAAUACACACCAUGGAUGAACACAUUCAAUGGUCAUCGUAUUGCUGGAGCGCCUCCAACUCGUCAACCAGCCACUUCCUCUCCCCUUCAAUCUCCUGCAGCCGCUUCGGCAGAUCGUGCAGAGCCUCAGACAGGGACAGAUCAGCACACAGCUGCAGCAGCUUGCGGCAAGAAUGCAUCUAAGCCACGCACGACACACAGACAGAGAUGCUGCGCUGUGUUGUCGCGGUGUUUGCUGCCUCUGCACUUACGAUGCUCUCAGCCGAGAUCUUGAUGAGCAGGUUCUUCUGCAGUGCGUCAUUGAGCGCUCCCUCGGCAGUGUUCAGCUGCAAUGCACACACACCACACAGACGCCACAGAUCCAUUGCUGAUGAAUCGGAUGGCCCGUCCGUGUGGGGCGGAUCCUUUUCUCUGCACCAUUCUCACCUUGAGAUGCCUCAGGAUGCGCUGAUAGCUCUGCACCAGAUUCGCCACCAAGGCGUCCACAUUUCCAUGCGCUCUUUCGCGUAACUCGUCCUCGUCCUCCAU